Oreochromis niloticus (Nile tilapia) is the source of this 9220-nucleotide messenger RNA. RefSeq names its product dual specificity phosphatase 3a (gene dusp3a). The transcript has 3 exons. The record is from RefSeq and is a predicted model, not a curated record. Gene Ontology annotation, molecular function: protein tyrosine/serine/threonine phosphatase activity; MAP kinase phosphatase activity. Bases 164 to 817 code for a protein of 217 amino acids. Gene Ontology annotation, biological process: negative regulation of MAPK cascade; protein dephosphorylation. NCBI's taxonomy places the organism in Eukaryota, Metazoa, Chordata, Actinopteri, Cichliformes, Cichlidae. Gene Ontology annotation, cellular component: cytoplasm.
UGUAGAGCUCGCGCCUCUUCAGACUCAGACACCUUGGAGACAAGAAGACAGCGCGAGCACGACUCACAUGCGGACGUAUAAAAUGCUGUUGAACAACAAAACGAGUCUGACGAGUCGGGCGCUGGCUGAAUUCUAACAUUACUCUGCGAGCAGAAGAAGAGCCAUGAAGAAACACCUGAGUCCUACGAAACAGCAUCAACAGCCGCAGCCGCCACCACCGGCUGAAGUCCCGGUUCCAGCCUGCGAGGUGACCGUCCAGCAACUCAACGAGCUCCUGUCCGACGGCAAUGGCUUUUACAGCCUACCGACACAGCACUUCAACGAGGUCUUUCCCAGGAUAUACAUCGGUAACGCGUUUGUCGCUCAGAAUACAAUGCGUCUGCAGAAACUUGGUGUGACGCACGUCUUAAAUGUAGCAGAGGGCACCUCCUUCAUGCAUGUGAACACCAGUGCGGAUUUCUACGCUGGCACGGGCAUCACCUAUCAUGGCAUCCAGGCCAAUGACACAGAGCAGUUCGACCUCAGUGCCUUCUUUGAGGAAGGGGCUGAUUUUAUCGACAAGGCCCUAGCGCACAAUAAUGGCAAAGGGAAGGUGUAUGUACACUGCAGAGAAGGCUACAGCCGCUCCCCCACCAUGGUUGUUGCUUACCUCAUGCUGCGCCACAGAAUGGAUGCACGGCUGGCGGUGGCCACUGUGCGGCACAAGAGAGAGAUCGGUCCUAACGACGGCUUCCUUCGCCAACUGUGCCAACUCAACGAGAAGCUGGCAAAGGAGGGCAAGCUGAACGGGGACCUGGGCAAAUUAAAGGCCAAGUGAAAGCUGGAGAGGUGCUGCCCCGUCUCCUCCGGUCAUGCCUUUGACUGGCUGCAGCUGCUCUGGUAGACUGACCCCACCCUGACCAAACCAGCACUCAUCUAACACAUCAGGGGUAUUCUGAAGCAUACAUGCAUUUAUCUGUGGAAUUAUUCCCCGUGUUCACACACACUUGCACAUGUACAUGCUGUUCUGUUUGAAUCUUUAGUCCAUGUCUCUCACUGCUGUUCUACAAAGAGUGUGAUCUCAGAAAAAACCCAUCCCCCUUUUUAUAACUCCACACAGAUUUUGCUGCUCAUACCCUAAAGCUCUGAAUUCCUCUCAUUUCUGAGCUACUUAAAGCAUUCCUUCAAUUCCCACAACUUAGAAAUUUGAUAUCUUUGCCCUGAUUUUAAAAUUUUACUUACAAACUUGUAGGAAAUAGAAGAUUAUAGCACAAUCAUUCCAUAGUUUACCACUGCCGGGAAUGUCAGUGAUGUCUCCGCCAGCAGGAGUACUCUAAAUAAUUCCAAAUAAACUCCUAAAUAUUGAAAGUUGAUGGCCACAAAUGAUGCAACACAGAAUGGAUGAAGGAAAAUCCCACAUUCCAUUAAAUCUUAAAAAAAAAAAAAAUGACGCCCAGUCUCAAUCCUAAAAAUCCUCAAUUCUUCCCGUUGGAAGAUAGAUUUAAUGCACAAACACAGAUGACUCACACUCUAAUGCACCCUAAUACACAAUGUAGCAUUUCAGUUAACAGACUCUCAGGCCUCUAGUUUGACAGCGGUAGCAUGAAAUUUAUCUGGAGCGCAAACGGUUGUCGACAGUCCGCCGCUGCCGAGAACAGGAAAAGGUCGAGCUAAUUAAAAAGAAUGAGCUGCGUGAGGCGUUCGCGUAGCAGCCAUAUUUAGCCUCUGAUAUGAUGAGUGUUCACUGCAGUUGGAUAGUAGCUCAGUAGAGUAGAUGCAGAAAUCUGAGGAGAACGCUGGAUCAAAUAUCUGAUUAAAAACAGGAAAUGCUUUGCCUUCAGUUUGAAAUGAGCUUAUUUUCAUUCCCAGUAAUGGGCCCAUGUGAGUGGUUUUAAAGUAUGUUUGUAGCCAGAGGACGGCUUUUCUUUUCUUUCUUUUAAUAACAUUUGUAUUAAAAAUAAGUUUAGGUUUGAUAGUCUUCAAAUUUGCGACACUGCAACGGCAUGUUAGGGUCACUAAAGGUUAACAAAAAAUAAAAUUGAGGCUAAUGUCACAAAUUUACAAGAAAAAAACUUGUAUCUGCCUUUGUUUCUCAUGAAUUUGUAUGUUUUUGUAAAAGAAUAAAUUGUCCUUUUUUCCUGAAUUUAUGAAUAUGAUUGUAAUCUUGAAGAUUUUGGACUUUUUCUCAGAUUGUAAACAUCCUUACCAAGACCCUUACACACUCGCAGUGGCCCUAAUACACUGUUGCUAAAUGUUCUUAAAAUACCAUAAUCAGUAUGUUGUUUGUCAGUAACUCUUGCUUUGUCUUUCAGCUUAUUGCUUUCCUUUAAAAAAUAGUUUACAAAGUGCUUUGACACAAUACACAUUAAAGUCACAUACAAAGAAACAAAAAUAAUCUAAAUUUUAACAUUUUAAACUGAACAUGCAUUAGUGAAAGAGUAGAAACAGGCGAUAAGCAAAACAAUGACCAGAAGGGAAUAGACAUCCAGUUAUGGAAUCACACAAAAGCCAAAGUAUAAAAAUGUGUUUUAAGAAGUGAUUUAAUGCAGGUUGCAUAAUUUUCAUGUAUUGUUACAUGUUAAGUCAUCAUCAUGAUCUCAAUAUGGAGAAAAUAACUAACUAGGAUUAUGAUUUUUUCUGAAACCCAGCAGCACGACUUCUUGUUCUUAGAGGAAAAUCGUAACUUGCUUAUCUUUAUCAACAAGGCUAAACGUAAAAUACUCCCAAACAAUUUACUAGUUAUACUUGCACUUGCCUCCUUUAACAGCUUACUGAGCUGAAAUGAUAAUUUCCCCUGUAGAGACUGCCCUCCGGUGGUGUUUCUCUGCAUUACACAUCAAAGCAUGACCUCAUUUCUGCACCUGUAUCAGGAGCUUCUAUUUUUUUGAUAAGAUUUUUCUGGAUAAUAUAAAGGUAACACAAGGCUGUUGCAUGUGAAUGUAGGUUCUUCAGUUAAAGAUGGCAAAAUAGUUACUGUUGCACUUUGAGCAGUUUAUUCAUAACCCGCUUUCUCAAACCCAGAGGUGUUUAAGAUGUUUACUCUGCCACCUUCAAACUAGGGGCCUGUUGUUUUAACUGUCAAAUGCACCACCCAGAUGGGAUGCCACCCGCUUUCAACAGAAAGAUCCAGCCAUCACGCCACCAGAGAGUUGCCCACUGCCAAUUCCCUGACACAGCCAUUCACUCAGAAUCCCAAAACCACUGUUUCAUCCACACAGAGGUCCCCACACAACAUGUCACUUAUCUCACCCCUAAAUGUGUGUGUCAUACGCUAACUAAUACACACACAGGGUCAAAUUAGAUCACAAUUUGUUGUUUUUGUUUUUGUUUUGUGUGCACUAAAGCAUUGCAAUAUAUGUCAAUACCCCAUCCGAUAUAUAGAAUGUAAUCACAUUUAUAUGACUAACAAGGCAGUAGCUGUUACAUAUAGGCAACUUUAGUUCAGCAGUACAUUUUGAAAGACACUGUAUUUAAUACUGGGCAUAAUACUGUAAACUAGACCUAGUGCCAGGAAGGAUGGCGAUGGAGUGAAUUCUUGUACCACAUGAGUCCUCGAGUCUGUUUUAGAAGUUGCACGAGCGAGAUCAGACACGCAUAGACUCGUGAACUAAAUGUCAUGUUGGCAGGAUUGUUGUCACGCAAGAGAGGAAGAUGAAAACUAGGUUCUCACCUCAUUAAUGGCACUAUUUAUUCCUCCUUUGAUAUAUCUGUAUACAUUUAAAUAUAUACAUGUAUACUGUAUAUACAUAUUUAAGUGUUGACAUAUAUGAAUGUAUGAGCAAUGUGUCUAUAACGUGUAGGUAACGUCAGUAUCGUCUUUAUAUAACAUGUUCUAAUUGUAUGUAGCGCUUUCAUUCUUUCUGUUAAUUACAUGCACAUUAAUAUAUGGAUAUGAUGUGCAUGUAAAUUGUUCUGUGUAAUUGUGGUAGUUCAUAUCGCAAUUGUGCAAAACGUGCUUAUGAUGGCAGGGUUUUUUUUUCCUGGUGUAGCCAGGAUACUGGGGCAUGUAAUCAUUGUAUCUAAGUAGCGUUUUGUACAGCGUAACGUCUUCAUAUCAGUGCAAAUGGAUUCAUUAAAUACAGCAAGAUGCAGGUGGCAUCAUUAGACGCAAGUGACCAUCACAUCCAAGGAUGGACUCAUCCCGUCACCCAUUUCAUUUGGCAUUAUUUCCAUCUCUCGCUUAUGAUGCUUUAGGAUCAAUAUAUGGGUUUGUUUGGAUGAGAGUAUUAGUGAGAGGAAUAUUUUUAGAGGUGAAAGGAAAUAACAGGAGCACGUCUGGUGUCACUCAAACCACUCGUGCUUAUGGAAUGAAACAAAAAAAGGAAAUGGAAAAAAUAUGACCAAAAAUAUUGCAUAAAAGAUCCAUGUCCAGACACUAAAGGGAGGUUUUGAAAAGUGACAAAAGGCAUUUGAUAUAAAGCUAAAGAUCCACCUUGAGUGCCUGGACUUGGAUAUUUUAUGGUCCUAGUUUUUCAGCCAUUCAGACCUUGCAGAUCUGUAGUCUUGUUGCUGUCUCCUCUUACGUAAAGCGAGCACAAAGCAGUCAAGCAAAGUGUGCCAUUAAAUAAGUCAGCUUUUACAUUUAUAUUUUUCUUUAUAAUUGUAGGUACAUUAAGCAGCAGAUUGAGAUUAAAGUCUCACAUUAAAUGUUCAUAUUUCAAAGCAAGCAAUGGAAGUCUACCCAAAUUAAUCACUUACUUGUUUGAAAAUGAAUUUUUCAAGAAGCUAUUUGACUGCUCCAGCACAUUUUUAUGUCUUAAAGUAAAAUAUCUUCUGCUGUUGGACUGUUAAUGAUAAUUUGGCUCUGGGAAAUUACAAAGUUCAGUUUUCACUUUUUUUCAGAGGUUUUAUUCACCAAAUCACCUAUUGAUCAAUCAGGAGAACAAUUCUCAGAUUGAUUAAUAAUGAGGAAAAAGCACCUUCCUGGUCCGUGUAGUGCAAGUAAAGAGUACAUGAGCCUACAAAUAUACAGCCAGCAGAGACAUUUUAAAGGCCAUGUGUUUGUGCUGAUUCCAAAACAUACACUGAAAUGUCCAGUGCUGCUGUGGCCUCUGACUCAUUAUUGGCCAGGAGGAAAAGUCAGAGAAGGUAAUGUUCUCACAGGGAGUUAAAACCGAGGACAAACCCCGCAGAGCGAGAACACGAGUGCGCUCGUGAUUGCGGUUCAUGCGCAGGUUGUUCCAGUUGACUCUGAGCCCUCUCAUUUGGCCAUUUUUAUACAUGUGAAAAUGUUUUAAGGAAAGCAUUUGACUUCACAUCUUGCAAACGCUGCUUCCUCUUGUGGCAAGAUAAAUCGGGUGCAGUAGUUCAAAUUCCCGACCUUUAAGUAUAAUUUAGUAAAUGCGUCAUACCACUCAUUCCCAUCACCUCAUCAUGAACCCCACACCACCAUUAUUAUCAAUGAAAAGGUAGUACAGAUAAACGGCUAUAUUAUGUGUUUAAAUUGUCAGUUCCAAGCGACAUACGCGACAAAAACGAUUUAUAUUAUAGAUGAUUGGCUUUGUCAUCAUUCAGAUGGCCUGGGGUUUCACUCAUGCAACUGUUUGGAUCUGCUCUAUAAUACUGCCCUCCUUCUGAAUACACAAAAAGCAACAACAAGACACAGUUUGGUAUCUCUUUAAAUUUGGGAAUUGGUAUAAAUGUCCUCAGCUCAUUCCAGGAUGAGGGUAUGUACUUUAAAGCAUCAACUGCCUACACCGACCGGCUUAUCGAGUAACUCAUGGAGGGUUUUUAAAGCACUCUGUGGUAGGCCAAACUAGCCACGGUAGAUGUUUUCUGAUGCAACUGAAAUGACUUUUUGGAUGCAAUGAUGUGAACAGAGAGUUUUUAUCAUGGCAACACUGCUGGCUAAAACACUGUUCUGUAAAAGAAAAAAACACUGCCACCUGCUUGUUCAACAAAUCUACUGGUUUGCACACCAAUUUUAAUUAUUUAAAGUGGACCUAUUAUGCAUAUGUAUUUUUCCAUUUUUUUAUUACUAUAACAAUGAUGCAUGCUCAUUUUACAACUUACAGUUAGGGAGCUAAAAUGGCUCAGUGCAAACAGAAGACAAAUGGAGGGGCUGCAUCAAGGCUCAGUAUGAAAUAAAUAUGGAUUGUUUUGAAUGAGAAUUAUGCAAAGCUUUAGACUGUAUUUAUAUAGCUACAGUUCACAGCAACAGUUCUCUUGAGGUACUUUAUAUAUUAAGAUGAAUAUUGGCUGCAAUAUUAGUGAGAGAGCCUCAACAUUGAGCAUCAGCAAUGGUGGGGAGAAAGAACUUACUUUUAAUAGGAAGAAACUGGCUCGUGGGGGGGAAGAGAGAAAACAGAACAAAACACAAACUCCAGACAAAAUCAAAAUUAAAGUCAUGCAGUUGUGGCAUGGAGACACACAGGGCGUCGUUAAGGGUCACCUUAUUCAAUGCCAAUUAUCAUUCUCCUCAAGGAAACUUUAAAGAGAGGUCCUUUGUCUCCUGAACCCAAUGUACAGGUUCCUUAGCUGAAUGGCUCCCAUUCAACUUUUAGAAACUUUAGGAACCACAAAUAACUGGGGAUUUAUGCUUCAUCUUAUCUGCAAAUAAUUCUGAAACCCUAUCACACAACCUACAUCCUAACCCUAGAAAUGAGGCUACAAGUCCCAUAAACAUGGCCCACAACUACCAUGAUUGGCCUGUCCAGUACUGUUACCACUCAGCCGUAAAACGCCGGUGGGAUAUUGUCAUCACGCUGCCGGUCGGGCAUGUGGGCGGGCGGUGUGGACACCCAAGGUUGUGAAUGUAAUAAGUGAGAAAGAGGCAACCUAGGAGUUUCAAAUUGAUACCAUAGAUGUAUCUGUUAAAAGUGUCAGACAAGUUUGGAUCUCAGUGAUCUCAACCCCAAGGUCAAGGUCAGAGGUCAAGUUUUCUGAAAAUCUUCUAAAUCCGAUAACUCAAAAAGGAAGUCCAAGGAUUUUGAAACUGAUGCCACAGGUGCAUCUGUAUUUUAAAAUUUGUCAGUAAGAGAAUAAUAACCAUUGCCUCAAUAUAAGGAAUAAUAAUCAUAGUAUCAAUAUAAGGGCAAAUAUCAGCAAAUUCCUGAAGGGCUACUGCCAAACCUGUUGGAAUGGACAUGAGGGAAUGUACAGAGAAGUGGAAAAACUUGAGGGAUAAAUAUGUUUGCCUUUGAAGAGAAAAAAUACUGACCACAACAAAGAGUCGUGACGCCAGGAGAGAAAAAUGCCGGACAUUUUAUUUGUUUCUAUCGUGGCAGGCACCGCAUUUAAAACACUGGGACACAACCACAAGGUAAUUAACACACAACCAUAAAUGCUGCCAGCAAUGUCGGCUGCUGGAGUAGUUCAUGUCAUAGCCUCUAAAAAGACUCACUGCAGAAGUCUAAAUCAGAUAAUACUCAGAUAAUAAUUCAGAUAUAAGAUACCGUAGGAUCUGAUUGUGAAUGCUAACCAUGAUACUGAAUGAUUUUAAGGAGAAGGGAGCCAGUGAAGAGAAGCCAAUAUGGAUCUGGAAAUGAGCAUAAUAGGUCCACUUUAACACAUCGUAAGUAUGUAUAAUCCAGUCUCAUGUUGUUUGUCUAUGUCUCUUUUUAUUUAUUUUUUUGCCCCUUAUGUGAAACCCUGAAUUGCCAAUCUGAAGCACCCGUUUGUUUAAACAGUACCAGCAUCAUUUUGUGGGUAAUAGAGUAUGUGUUAUGUAUUAUCGAAAAUGUUGAAAUGCCAUUGAUAUUGAUAUAUAUGGUUCUAUAUUCUGAGUAUGUAACAAAAGGCAUUAAGACCGUUGUGAAUUGCUGCAUUUUACUGUAACUGGGCUGUUACAGUGUAAAGAUAGGACAUUGUUUGAUAUUGGGAGUUAUUAAAAAAAAGUUUUGACUUAUUUUCUCCUUAAAGUAACAUUUAGUUUUUUAAUCUAGAUUAAAGUUUAAUCUUAGUUUCAUUAAAGAAGGCUGUUUGUUUGUUUGUUUUUAUUUCAGAGGGGUUUUUUUCUAUGGUAGGAAAUGUGUGACCCACUUCUCCAGUGUAACCAGUGAGUUCAUUAUCUGUGUUGUUUUUGGAUGAGUCACUCACAUGUUUAAUGGUAGUUAGACUAGGGCCAGACUGUAAUUGCAGCUCAUUCAUAGCGCCCGUUUUAAAACCAGAGAGGAGGAUGGAGGGUUGUUAAAUUACUCGACUGGAGCCAGGUAGUUGUGUUUAUUAUUUCAGAAAAGUACCUUAAAUUGACUUACAAAUAAUUUCCUGCGAUUUUCACUCAAACUCGCUGUCCCGUGUGGCGUGUCUCGGCCAUCUGUAAGGCAAGAAGCUGCCAUGUUUAAGACCUCUGUGACUGACAGCCGAUAUCUUACAUCAUGGAAACUCAUCUGGCUUCAUGAUGUAGUAAACUCCUUCCCUUCUCUUACCCUUCAGGGCGUUCAAACAAACACCGGAAAUGACUUGCAAAUACCAUCUGGCGCAGGUAAGGCGCUGACAUCCAGAGCUGUCAUCAUUUUUCUUCCACUUUGCACUCCCAUCCUGAUAAACAGCUUAAAGCAAGAGUUUUAGCACAAAUGAGCCCACUGCCCGACUCCUAAUGGAGUCCAUUACACAGUCUCGUCACAUAUUUCUGUUGUACAGAUAUGUACAGAUGUUGCAAAGGAUGUUGUUGCGAUGAUGUUGUAUUGGCUGUUAAUGGGUAUAUGCACAUAUAUACUGAUCGGUGGCAAAUUAAAGGAAAAGUGAGGGGAUCCAGUGGCUUUGUUGUGCUGUUGGAGGCAUUUUGCAGGCAUGGUUUGUCCCCUUAAUGACAUUUGUCUCUUCCAGGAUGACAGUAGCCCCAUAAACGGGGCACAAAGAGUGGUUUGGAAAUUAUGUGAGGAAACUGUGGCUCAUCAUCAUCCAAAUGCCAGUGCCAAGGAGCAUUGAAGCCACUCUUGCAGCUCAUAGUCGUGCCACACCUUUAAAAGCCACUUUAUGUUCUUAUUUUUUUCCUGUAAUCUGUCACCUUUCUGUACAUAUAUAUAUUUGUCACCACCACUGUCAUCUCAGCAUAAGCAUCACAACAGUAACGACACGGCACUCGGCACCCAAAGCCUUACGGAAACGAUCGAUUCUUUACGAUAUGUUUUUGAGUUUUUUGUGUAUCUCACUUCACACAGUAGGAAGGGACAGCUCCCUUAUUAUAGAGCGAGACAUCGUUGAAGUGCACUUGAUUUUAAAUUGCAAUGUUAUUUUUCUUACCUUUGAGAAGUCCCUUCUUUCUUAUGUUUAAGAAAUAAAUGGCUGAGGUAUUAACGGC